Messenger RNA from Sipha flava (yellow sugarcane aphid), 721 nucleotides. Its product is annotated as small integral membrane protein 14. The record is from RefSeq and is a predicted model, not a curated record. The transcript is spliced from 5 exons. Gene Ontology annotation, cellular component: endoplasmic reticulum. NCBI's taxonomy places the organism in Eukaryota, Metazoa, Arthropoda, Insecta, Hemiptera, Aphididae. The coding region runs from base 201 to 527 and encodes 108 amino acids.
UUGUUAUUAUUAACAUAAGUUGUGUUUAUGUUGGAUGUUUCCAAGUCAGAUCUAGUCUUGAACUCUUGACACCACGACAGUUCGUUUUGUUAUCAAUUAUUGUACACUUACAGUAAUAGUACUCUGCAUUUUUUGAUCAUUUUAUCCAUUGCAAUUAUUGAAUAACAGAUUAUAUAAUUUUUCUGACCGGUUAUUUUAUCAUGAGCGAAAACGAUCCAUGUGAAUGCUAUUGGAAUCAUGAGUUAUCCAUGCAGCGUCUACUGUCACUGCUACGUCAGUCACAGUCAGCAUGCACCGAUAUUGAUUGCUUGGAACCAGUGCCAAGAUUGGAUGGACCAUUAGCUUCAAAUGGUGAAGAAACUAACUUUAUUUUAUUAACUGGUAUUUGGGUUGUUGUUGCUUUGGCUUUGUAUUUUAUGCGUCCUAAUCCGGCGCGUACACAUGAUGAAGCUGUAAAAAAUCUACCAGGUGGUUCUGGUAAUAGUGGAUCAGAUGACCCACCUCCUCCGUCAAUGGGAGCUCAGUGAUGACCAGAUUUUAAGUUUUUAACAAUACAUUCUACAAGUAUUUUGAGCUUGCUCAAUCUCAAAUUCCCUUCCAUUAUUCCACAGAUAAUCAUUAUAACCAAAUAGAUUUAAGAACAUUACAUUUAAAUUGCAGUUUCUCACUUGACUGACUAAAGCCACUGCACUAAUGGGAAAGAUUUAUUCAUUUUUAUUUU